UCCGGACUCUCAUACAUAACAGGAGGUCAUGGUGAUAUAUCAGUGAAAUUGUUUUGGUAGCGUUGCCAAGGAUUGUACAACUCAGGAAGUGACCUUAUCUGGUCAGCGGAGGCGGACACGUUGAAGUAGUGAGACCUGUCGAGCAGGACACAAAACACCGGCUGGAAACAAUUGCUAGCUUGAAGGUAGCUAACUCGUAACGACCACGGUGUUCAACGUGUGUAACGUGUGCCUCCUGGUAAACCCAGGUAACGUUAGCGGUAGGUGAAUCAAAAUGGCCCAGGGCAUACCAGAUGAGAUAAUGAUGAAUACUGUGCUGAUAAAAGACUUGGCGGACGUGGCAAAAGAUGCAGCACUUCUGCAGGGGGCCUUAAUGAGGAUUCAGGAGACCCCCAACUCAUCAGAGUUGGUGACUUACGCUCCAUUCACACUCUUCCCCACACCUGUGCCCAAGGCAGUGUUCCACCAGGCUCUGGCAGUGCAAACUCACUACAACACACUGGUGGACAAGAUCAGCCAGGAUCCAGACUUUCUGCAAGAGGCUCUCUCUAGCACCAUUGCAGUGGAUGAUUUCACUGCAAGGUUGUUCAGGAUCCACCAACAAAUCCUAAAAGAAGGAAGGUCUCAGUCUAUUGUUUUGGGUCUCAAUCGGUCUGACUACAUGCUGGACCAGGGAGAGGACGGGUCGUCGUCUCUGAAGCAGAUAGAAAUCAACACCAUUGCUGCCAGUUUCGGAGGUCUCUCAUCACGCACGCCAGAUAUACACAGACACAUCCUUAAGGUGGCUGGGCAACUGGAGCAGAGCCAGCGGAUCCUAGACAACAACCCUGCAGCUGGUCUGGCCAGGGCGAUUGCCAAAGCCUGGGAGCUCUAUGGAUCAGAGAGAGCAUUCGUCAUGUUCUUUGUGGAAGAGAGCCAAAGGAACAUCUUUGAUCAACGAUACGUUGAGAAUGAACUGUGGAAGAGAAACAUUCCUACAAUGAGAAAGCGGUUCGACGAUGUUUGUAAAACAGGAUCCCUUGAUCAGGACAAGAGGCUGUUUGUUGAUGGCAAAGAGGUGGCUGUUGUGUACUUCAGGAAUGGCUACAUGCCUCAGAACUAUACUUCCGAACAGACUUGGGAUGCUCGUCUUCUGAUGGAGCGCUCUCUGGCUGUGAAAUGUCCAGAUAUCAGCACCCACCUGGCUGGAACUAAGAAAGUCCAGCAGGUGCUCGCCAGACCUGGAGUUCUGGAGAAGUUCUUCCCCGGCCAGCCCCAAGUAGUGGAGCAGAUCAGAGCAACAUUCGCUGGCCUCUACACUCUAGACAUGGGACCAGAGGGUGACAAAACGGUAGCAAUGGCUUUGGCAGCACCAGACCGGUUUGUUCUGAAGCCUCAGCGGGAGGGAGGAGGUAACAACAUCUAUGGAUCAGAGAUCUGUCAGGUCCUGCAGGGAGUGAAGGAGAACACAGAGAGGAUGGCCUAUAUUCUGAUGGAUAAAAUCCAGCCCACCCCGGUACAGAACUGCCUGCUGCGACGAGAAGGUCCUCUUCAAAUCAGUAACUGUCUCAGUGAAUUGGGAGUGUUUGGAGUAUAUGUCAGGCAAGGUACAGACAUGGUGAUGAACGAGUGCGUGGGUCAUCUGCUGAGGACCAAGAGUUCAGAACACUCAGACGGAGGCGUAGUAGCAGGAGUGGCCGUGCUGGACAAUCCUCUCCUCGUCUGAGAAGUUACAUUCCUACCUGCUGGGCUUUCAACACCAGAAACACACAAACGGAUAACAAUGAAACAAUGAUAUCAAGGUGGCACUUUUCAGUCACACACUUUGGUUGCUACAGCUUGAAAGUGAGCUGAGUCCCACAUGUAACUUACUCGACACUGGGCGGACAGACAUACUAGCAGUGUAAGCUCAAGAUGAAGCCUCCGUUCCUCCAGGACUCCUCCUAUGAGAGGCCCUUUGAGACAUAAUUAAUACUUGGUUUCACAUGUAACAUCAUAGUCUCAUACAUACACCACUAUACUCUUACACAAACACUACUAUACCCUCUUACAUGCACAAUCAUACUCUCAUACAUACACCACUAUACUCUCACACAAACACUACUAUACCCUCUUACAUGCACAAUCA
Epinephelus moara (kelp grouper) is the source of this 2107-nucleotide messenger RNA. It is a transcript of the gene gss, whose product is annotated as glutathione synthetase. Gene Ontology annotation, biological process: glutathione biosynthetic process. Gene Ontology annotation, cellular component: cytosol. The transcript is spliced from 13 exons. NCBI's taxonomy places the organism in Eukaryota, Metazoa, Chordata, Actinopteri, Perciformes, Serranidae. The record is from RefSeq and is a predicted model, not a curated record. The coding region runs from base 275 to 1705 and encodes 476 amino acids. Gene Ontology annotation, molecular function: glutathione binding; glutathione synthase activity; ATP binding.